Molecule: messenger RNA, 1749 nt
Organism: Acaulospora morrowiae
Lineage: Eukaryota; Fungi; Glomeromycota; Glomeromycetes; Diversisporales; Acaulosporaceae
Source: the annotation of a GenBank genome assembly
AUGUCGGCACUUGACGAAGAUUGUUUGGCAGUAGUUUUUGACCUCCUAUCAUAUGAAUCACAUACUUUGUAUUGCUGCAUCCAAGUUAAUCGUCUUUGGUUUAGACUUGCAGCACCAUUUUUGUGGAAGCGGCCAAUGGCUUCAUUUAAUAGCUUUUCUUUCUCACACGAAUCUGGAUAUCUGAAGACAUCUUCGUUAAUAGAAACCUUUUUCACUUCACUCAUUUACAAUGCACAACAGUUGGACACGAGCUUCAGCGGAACUCGAGUUGCUCGUCCACUUUGCAAUUAUGUUUCCUUUAUUCGCGAACUUGAUAUUGAUUUAAUACGACUGGCGAUAAUUGGAUGGCUCUGUCACACUUACACAGAUUCUGAGCGAAGACGUAAAAUGGUUAGCAUACUGUUAGGACGGUUUAUUUCUCAAAUUAAUAGCAUUUUCAUGCCCAACAUUCUAGAUGAAAUAUAUGUACGAACUGGCAAGAUGUUAAUGACUCAAUGUACCAAAAUGUGGUAUCUGUCGUUAAACUCAUUCUCUGAAACCAAAGAAUCAUUUAUUGAUCCCUAUCCCCCAUCAUCAUAUAAAAUUGUUGGCUAUCCUGGUGCCGAUAAAUGUUUAUCACACCUGGUUGGUCUCAGCUGUAAAGCUAAUGAACAAUUGAUUACUAUGUUAAAUGGGAUUUCUGUGAUAGCCAAUAACAUCCGAAUCCUAAAGAUCGAUUGGUCAAGGGGUACGAAACCAUCGGGCUUCUAUCAGGAAUCAUCGGAAGCCAAGGCAAUGACAGAUUUCAUCAAAUCUCAGAGUUCUUUGUGUGACAUUGAAUUAUACAAAUUCCAUAUCGAUAGCCCUUUUCUAAUGAAUAGGCUGACUACCAUCGCCAACUCCUUAACAAAACUUACAUUCAGGAAAGUGACUAUUGGUGAAUUCCAGUGCUUUUCUCCAAUCAGUCAAUUAGUAAACCUACGAGAGUUGGCAUUCAUCGAUUGCGAAUUUUGGAACGAUGGCAGUUCGCUUAAUCUAUUGAAGUUUCCUUAUCUCCAUUCAUUGGAAUUAAAUUCCAGUUACCCACUGCAAGUUUUCUUGCCUUCGUCAGAAUCCAAUAUUUCUUCGUCAUGGCCUGUUGCAGAUCUCGACGAUGUUGACUCACGAGACCUCAGUUCAUCCGAUGAUUCAUUGAAAGAAAACUCAAAUACCCCACUGCGACAUUUUACCUUUAUCCAUAUUCCUGCCACUGAGCAUAAACUAAUUCUCCGAUACAUAGCAUGCAAUUUUAACAAUGUCACGCACUUUACGUGCAACGAAUUUAUUCAUGAUUUCAGACCCUUCAAUCAGUUUUUCGCGUUUUGCAAGUUUCUCAAGAAGAUCAUCAUCAAAAAUAAAGUUUUCCGCACUGGGGGAGAAGCCGCUGAUACAGUCACCGAGACUGUAAUCGAUGAUUUCUUCCUUCAAGUAAAGCAUCCACAUUGGAAAGACCUCUAUCACCUUGAGCUACAUGGAUAUUUUUAUUUUUCGGUUGAAUCCUUAGAAACUUUUUUCAAAAACUCGAAGUUCAGAUUGUUGAAUUUCGUGAUCAAGAGAUCACUAUGCUUCGGAAACCAGCAUCUCAAGGUGCUGUUGGAUCACCAGGGUGAACAUUUGAAAAAGGUUCGAUUGAGUGGGAAUAAGAAGCUAUAUAAGAAUCUACGGAAUAAAGCAAUCAGUGAGUACGAAAUUGAUCUAGAUUACAAGUUCUUUACCAACAAAGAUAUUUGA